This is a messenger RNA of Gilbertella persicaria, 1023 nucleotides long. Its product is annotated as Vta1 like-domain-containing protein. Gene Ontology annotation, cellular component: multivesicular body. Lineage: Eukaryota; Fungi; Mucoromycota; Mucoromycetes; Mucorales; Choanephoraceae. The record is from RefSeq and is a predicted model, not a curated record. The coding region runs from base 45 to 899 and encodes 284 amino acids. Gene Ontology annotation, biological process: late endosome to vacuole transport via multivesicular body sorting pathway. The transcript is spliced from 5 exons.
ACGUAUUUUUUUUAUUCUAUUUUCAUUUUUAUUUUAUUGAUACCAUGGAAGUACCGACUGAUUUGAAAUACAUUGCACCCUUUAUUCAACGCGGCCAAGAAUUAGCUACUCGAGAUCCUAUUGUGUCUUAUUAUGCUCAAUAUUAUGCUGCCAAGUUAGCUAUGGCUAAGGGACCAAGAACAAAAGAAACCAAAGAGUAUCUAUUUCAUUUACUCGAUGCUUUGGAAGAACAAAAAAAGACGAUUGGCGACAAUGAAGCUAUUACCAACGAUUUAGUGGGUUAUGCUCAUGUAGAGAACUUUGCUCUCAAAAUCUUUUUGAAUGCUGACAACGAAGACAGAGCAGGGAAAGCAAGCAAAAAGACAGCCAAGACAUUUUUGGCUGCUUCUAUCUUUUUAGAGCUCCUCAAGACAUUUGGUGAUCUUGAUCCUGAGGUUGAAGCCAAGAUCAAGUAUGCUAAAUGGAAAGCAACAGAUAUUAUGAAAGCAUUGCGUGAAGGACGUGUGCCUACAGCUGGCCCACCUGGAGAAGAGCAAGAAGCAUUUGAUGCUCCACCUAUUUCAGAAUUCCCUAGCCCACCUUCUAAUUUUACUGCACCCCUUCCUUCCACAUCACCUCAACAAGGCGAUAUGAAUGAUAGAACAAGUGAUGUUGAUAUGCCUGCUGCUGCUACUGCUACUGCUACUGCUACUGCUACUACUACUAGUACUAGUACUAGUACUAGCACUGCACCCCAAAUAGCCGUCAAUACAGCCAGUAUUAAUAUUCCCCAAGCUCAAAAGAAUGCUAAAUGGGCUAUUAGUGCAUUGGACUAUGAUGAUAUUAAGACAGCACGUAUGCAAUUAUUGUCUGCUUUAAAUGAAAUUGGAUUUAAUCAAAAUAAUAAUUUUGGUUUUUAAAUCAAGUAGCUUUUCCAAUCACAGUCUUGCAUAGAUUGGCUACAUUCAUUGACCAUGCAUCCAAUGCUUCAUAUUUCAAAUCAUCCGUGGAUCUAUGCAUCAUUAGCCCUAGCCAAUAAAAUGA